Molecule: messenger RNA, 3407 nt
Organism: Exophiala mesophila
Lineage: Eukaryota; Fungi; Ascomycota; Eurotiomycetes; Chaetothyriales; Herpotrichiellaceae
Exons: 3
Coding region: 1718-3115 (465 amino acids)
Biological process (GO): protein phosphorylation; mitotic spindle organization; regulation of cytokinesis
Cellular component (GO): spindle pole centrosome; spindle midzone; spindle microtubule
Molecular function (GO): ATP binding; protein kinase activity
Source: RefSeq, a predicted model, not a curated record
UUGUAUUGUCCUUGUCCGUCCGUCACUUCCAAGUUUCUUAUUUGUCCCAUUUGUACUUCUUAUGCUAGCUUUGUGUCGAUACUUCACAACUUGUUUGGCAAACUCGACUGGAAAGACUGGAUUGGACCGCACUGGACUGGAUCGCAUUGGUUUCUUCGACAAAAAUCAAGAUACAUGUCAGGUGGCUCUGCACCUGCACCUGCAUCUGUCUGCCUGCGUCUAGAAUUACGCCUUCACUCCUCCCGCCCAAGUUACAUUAGUUUACCAACCAUAUGACAAAGACUGGAGGCCAUUACUGCAACAACCCAAUCUGACUUGCUAGGGCCCCUCAAGUGGCUGAAUCAUCUCAACAACACUUUAUCAAUUACCACAUCAAUCACCGCACCGACUUCCUCCCAAAGAAAGCACAGCCAGCACAGCUAGCACAACGCACGGCCACUAAGCAAGAUCCCUUUUGGCUGCCCGCGGCCACUCAGACCUUCUGCCUCUGGCAUCAUCAGCCAGGCGCCUUCUUGAUGCCCCACUGCCCGCACUUGGCCAUUACUGACUACUGAACCCUCUCCCGGACUACCUUCCACCACCAAAGUUGCUUCUUCACCAUUUGGACUUCACAACAUUUCCCUUCCUCGCCUCAACCUGCCUGCCUGCCUACCUACCUACCUAAUCCUCAACCGGUCUCCUCCUGCCACUCAUCUUGUUCCUCUGACCUUUCGCCUUCCAUUUCCAUUCCACCGGCACUCCCGCCGCCAUCCUUGACCCGUUCAAGCAAGCUAUUUCCUCUCUCACACACAUCUAGACUCAUUUGUCACCACCACACCACAACCUGGUGCUCUGAUUUUUGUCUUUCUGUUUCGUCCUCCUCUUAUCAUCACUCAUUCUUUCUUUGUCCUUGUUGUCCUUGAAGCCUUCUCGGCGCCCUCGCUAAAAUGAGCACCAUCCAGAACCUCAAAAACUUCAUACGUCAUGGCAAGCAGGCAAGGGCAGCCGACCCACCCCGCGAUCAACCAACGACCAAUCUUUCCCCAGUCCACGCCCAACAGCAAAAAUACAACUACGGCCAUUCCGAACCUGUAGCUCCUCAACGACAGCCCCAGGCGCAAUUCCAACCCCAGCCCGCAGACUAUUCCACCGCCGCCAUCGACAACCGGAACGCUGUUGCCCAAGCCGGUCAUGCCGCCGCCCAUGCAGCCGCCAAAAAUCAAAAGAUCAAUGCCCAGCGAGAUGCCGAGAUCCAGGCCAUCGUCGCCGAGGAAAGAGAAAAGGCUGGCAAGCUCCCUCGUUACCCAGGCCUCGAGAGAUACAUUCUGCUGGAGAAGAUGGGCGAUGGUGCAUUCAGCAACGUCUACAAAGCUCGUGAUACAACAACCAACGACGAGGUCGCCAUCAAGGUCGUCCGGAAGUUUGAAAUGAACUCGAAUCAGGUAUGCCUGCUGUCUGGACAUGUUGUCCAAUCUUCUGGGCCCCCUAGUUUCCCUCUUGCUCAUGCUUACCAUUUGUCCUUGACAUCACUGCAUCCUCCCCUCUCAAUCUCUCCUCCCCUCACUCCCUCUCUCUCCCUCCCUCUCUCUCCCUCCCUCUCUCUCCCUCCCUCUCUCUCCCUCUACGCGCUAGACACAAAACCAACCUCACCAUACAGGGCGAUGCUCAUCUUCAUCCGAAUUUCAAAAAGCAACCAAAAGGCGUCGAGCGUGCCAAUAUCCUCAAAGAGGUUCAAAUUAUGCGGCAAUUGGAUCAUCCCAACAUCGUUCGCCUCAUCGACUUUUCCGAAUCACGUCAACAUUACUUCAUCGUCCUCGAGUUGUGCCCUGGCGGCGAGCUGUUCCAUCAAAUCGUCCGUCUGACCUAUUUCAGUGAAGAUCUCAGUCGGCAUGUCAUCACACAGGUUGCCCAAGCUCUUCUCUAUCUGCACGAGGAAACGGGAGUUGUCCAUCGUGACAUCAAACCGGAGAAUCUCCUCUUCUACCCCAUUCCUUUUGUGCCGACAAAAAACCCAAAGCCAAGAGGACCCGAUGAUGAGGACAAGGCCGACGAGGGUGAAUUCAUCAGAGGUCAGGGUUCUGGUGGAAUCGGUGUCAUCAAGAUCGCCGACUUUGGCCUGUCCAAAGUCAUCUGGGAUUCCCAAACCAUGACUCCUUGUGGCACUGUGGGCUACACUGCUCCUGAGAUUGUCAAGGAUGAGCGUUACAGCAAGUCAGUCGACAUGUGGGCUCUGGGCUGCGUUCUGUACACGCUUCUCUGCGGCUUUCCUCCCUUCUACGACGAGUCAAUCCAAGUCCUGACGGAAAAGGUGGCCCGGGGACAGUACACGUUUCUGUCUCCAUGGUGGGAUGAUAUCUCCAAGUCUGCCCAGGAUCUGGUGUCACAUCUCCUCACUGUGAAUCCAGACAAGCGUUAUACCAUUGAAGAGUUCUUGAACCAUCCUUGGAUUCGAGGCACCACGGAACCGACUUAUGCUGCAGCAGAUGCACCGCCUCUUGCCACACCAUUGGCCGUGAGGCAAAAGGAAUGGAUUGCCGCCGGUGGUGCCCCAGUCCCUGCCGAAUUGGCCAAUCUAGCUGCGCCCAACACGCCCGGUGCGCGAAGGGCUGAUUUCCGCUCACCAGGUGCCGUCAAUCUCCGGGAAGUUUUUGAUGUUGGCUACGCCGUACAUCGGCAAGAAGAAGAGGCCAAGCGAAGAAAGAACUUCAAGCAAGGCUACCGCGGAGCUGGCCUCCCAGGUGGCUUGAACCCCCUGAACGAGGAUGAUGACUAUGACGACGAAGAUGACUCUGAAGACCAAAUCUCCAGCAAGGUUCCCAAAGCACAGCAGCCAACCGACGUUACUACUAUGGAGGCCAAGAUGCGUACGACUAAUCUCGGCACUCAACCUUCAGCGGCCGCGCAGGCGAGAAGUGCCGCUGCACCAGCGAGAAGCCAACACCAUGCCCAGCAAGAACGUGGCUAUGGUCAACAUAGCGCAGCGGUAGCGGCAGCUGCGAAGCGAGAUGUUGGACGGCGGAACAAGCAACCGUUCGAACUGAGUCUCGACAACUCGACAUUGCUGGGCCGGAGGAACAAAAAUCCGGGUGGAACGGCCGCACCGUCGAGGCUGAGGGAAGAACUCAGUGUGCGAUGAGAGUCGUCGCGAAAGGCGGGCGUCGAUCACUGUAUGCGAAAGAAAUGCUAAUUUGUCGAGUAUUUCGAGAACAUGGGCUCCACAAACGAGGGAACAUGCGAGGCCAUCAUGAUACGUUUACAGCGUUGUGUUGACGCGAAUUUCUCAUGUAUUUGUGCAAUAAGUAGUCCAUCGGACUCUAGAUAUGGACACCAAUGGACACCUGAUUGAUAUCCACACAUGCUGAGGCAUUUUGGAAGUUUGAGAUCAGAGUGAUUAGGUCGUAUCAAAUCAAUUCAUUGAAGAAUCAAUA